Molecule: messenger RNA, 4109 nt
Organism: Solea solea (common sole)
Lineage: Eukaryota; Metazoa; Chordata; Actinopteri; Pleuronectiformes; Soleidae
Gene: cyria
Product: family with sequence similarity 49 member A
Exons: 13
Coding region: 322-1296 (324 amino acids)
Biological process (GO): regulation of actin filament polymerization
Molecular function (GO): small GTPase binding
Source: RefSeq, a predicted model, not a curated record
UCAGGGAGGGGGAACCUCUGCGAGUGUUGUUGUCCGUGUAUGUGUGUGUGAAUGUGUAUGCUGCUGCUGCUGCUGCUGCUGCUGGGGACAGACGCGCAGAGGGUCGGUGAAAGUCCUGCUCACGUCAACGCUCAGGUGCUUACUUCCUAGAAAACUACUGACAACGAGCAACGCACCGAGACCAAGAAAGAGCGGAUGAUAUAGACAGCAACCACAGUGCAGCCACCAGAGAAGGUUUGCUGGGAUGGGUAACCUGCUAAAAGUCCUAACAAGAGAUAUAGAGAACUAUCCACACUUUUUCCUGGACUUUGAAAAAACCAAAUGGGGAAUCUGUUAAAAGUGCUCACUUGCACAGAGCUUGAACAGGCGCCAAACUUUUUCCUUGACUUUGAAAAUGCACAGCCCACAGAAGGAGAGCGAGACGUGUGGAACCAGGUGAACUCCGUCCUGCAGGACUCUGAGAACAUCCUGUUGGGCCUGCAGGCGUACAAAGGCGCCGGCCAAGAGAUCAGAGAUGCAAUUCAAAAUCCCAGUGACCACAUGCUGCAGGAGCGAGCCUGGAACUCCGUCUGCCCGCUGGUCAUCAAACUCAAGAAGUUCUACAGCUUCUCUCUCAGACUUGAGGAGGCUCUGCAGAGUUUGUUGGAGUGCCUGACGUGUCCGCCCUUCACGCCUACACAGCACCUGGAGAGGGAGCAGGCACUGGCCAAACAGUUCGCAGAGAUCCUGCACUUUACUCUGCGCUUCGAUGAACUCAAGAUGAGAAUUCCUGCCAUCCAGAACGACUUCAGCUACUACAGAAGAACGAUCAGUCGAAACCGAAUAAACAACAUGAAUUUGGACAUUGAGAAUGAAGUGAACAACGAGAUGGCCAACAGGAUGUCUCUGUUCUACGCCGAGGCCACACCCAUGCUGAAAACACUCAGCAACGCAACCACAAACUUUGUGACAGAGAAUAAAACUCUUCCUCUGGAGAACACGACAGACUGUCUCAGCACCAUGGCCAGUGUCUGCAAAGUCAUGCUGGAGACACCAGAAUAUUCGAGUCGCUUCAGCAGCGAGGACACGCUCCUGUUUUGCAUGAGGGUCAUGGUCGGGGUCAUCAUUCUGUACGACCACGUCCAUCCCAACGGCGCCUUCAACAAGUCGUCUAAGAUCGAUAUGAAAGGCUGCAUCAAAGUCCUGAAGGAGCAGCCCGCAGACAACGUAGAAGGUCUCCUCAACGCCCUCAAAUUCACCACAAAACACCUGAAUGACGAGUCCACUCCGAAGAACAUCCGGACGAUGCUCCAGUAAUGUUUGCUCUUUUAUAAACUAUAAUAGAUAUGAAGAGGAUCAAUGCUCUGACCUCAGAUAAGAUGUAUAUGUUUACAUUAUUUAAAGAAACAGACUCGAUGUUCAUACUUGUGUGGAUUUGCAUAGUCAUUCCCUGCAGAACUUGUACCUAGCAACAAAAUGAAUCCCCCUCCUGAAAGCAUCAUGUGACUUGUCUUUACUGGUAACUGUCAAAGCACAAAAUAUCAAUAACCAUCAGCCUUAUGUGCCACAACACUUGGAAACAAGUGAACAAGGCAGCAGAAGCUAAAUGUCCUUAAACAAAUCCUUUUUUUAUAGCGUCGUGUACAGAUUUAAGUCUGACUGAAUUUUGUGUUUUUGAAGCAAAAUAAAUCUUCUUUUUUUUUCCUCCCUGAAAUGGUGAAGUUAAAUUCUGACAGUAAGUGAAGUUCUAUCUUUCUGAUUUAAAAAGGCAGAAUAUGAAACUAAUCAGUGAAUAUUUCUGUGAAGGGCUAAAUAUUGAAGAUAAGGGAUUGAUUGGUUUGAUAAAAUGGUCAAAGCAGUAUUUUUCUUUGUUUCUCUCGCUUUGUGCAGCUGAUUAAAUAUAAAUCCACAAUUAAAUAUUGAGUCAAAUCCAGGACGUCACAGUUUGCUUUUGCGGACUGAAUAGAAAUACUAAGAUAAUGAAUCACAGAAACAAAUCAACCAAAUGUGGCAGUGCUAUGAAUGAUAACUGUGUGUUUUGGUGUGCUUUAAGUGGCUUUUUUUAUAUAAAACAGGAAAUCAGUUUCUCAAAAAAUAAACACCCAAAAAAUCUUUAAGUUAAAUAAAUGAUGUUUUGUUUUUUUAAAUCUGUGUGUCCACCUGGGGGACUAAUGUGAAAUGUUGCCGAGUUAUAUUUAAAUUGAGUUACACAACAGUUUCAUUUAUGAUUCAUCUGUUGAUUUUUCUCAAUUAAACCAUCUACAUUUUUUUAUCCAUUAAAAUUGUGAAAAAUGACAAUAAACUUAAAUGUUAUUUGUCUGCAAACCAAAGAUGUUCAGUUUACUGUCGUAGAGAAGCAAAGAAAGUAUGAAGAAGCUGAAAUCAGACAAAAUUGAUCAUGAACUAUAAUUAAUGUAGAUUACUAAGCAGUAAAUGUUGCACUGCUACCCACUUCUAAUAAACUCAUUGUCUUUUAUUCAAACUAAUUACAUCAUAACCUAUAACCAUCUCAGAAUUUGCCUUAAAAUUGGACUGUGUGUAAGAAACUUUGUCAUUUUAAAGCCCGUUUCCUCACGUCCUUGUGUUACUGCUAUGACACCACAGACUCUUGUGAUUCCUGCUGCUCUAACACCUGCUAAAACUAACCUCCUUCACACGGUCAGACAAUCGCUUCUGAUGGUUUUACAUUGUAUAAAGUCACAGUUUUACUGUCACUGUAAAUCUCAUUGAAGGUUAGUGGAUAAUAACGAGUUUGUAUUAAAGAAUGCAACUAAGACAAAUCAACAGGUUCUCAUUUUGAUUCUCAGCCAAGAAGCCUCAUGAGAUUAAAACCAUAUGUUCUGGUUAUCCCCUCAUCUGUUUGAAAAGGAAGUAAUCUAUUAACUGUUUCAGAUUAGAUAAUGAAAAUCAGACUGUUCUUUGUCCUCUAAGACCAACAAUUAGUCGUUUGAUCCAUAAAAUGUUGGUUUUCCAAACCUCAAAAUUGUGAUUUUCUCAAACAUAAUUUGUCCAAAAACCAACAUAAAUCUGUUUUUAAUGAUUUCUUUGUUAUAUGGAGCAAGGAAAGCAGAAAAUAUUCACAUUUAAGAAGCUGGGGCGGAUUUACAAAACAUUAUCAAAUUAACGGAUUAAUUUUCAGCCCUACAUUGAUCUAAAUGCAGUAUAUCAUGAUUAACAUCAACGAAUGUUGAAUGCUGGUAGAACAUGAUUAUGGAUUUUGAUUACAUAUUUUCUGGGUAUUUAAGUAAUUUAUUGUCCAAGAAUUCAAGAUUAAUUUUAAUUAAUAACUGCUAAAAUGUAAGUAUUUCUUUGGGGUAAUACAGUAAUACCUUACAUAGGUCUAUAUUACUGUGUAAUUCAAUUAGGACAUUUUCUGUAGUUUUAGUCAAUAAAUGCAUUCAUCAUAGAACCUAGACACCCAUUUUAGAGCCAUUCAACUAGAUCAGUUUUCAAACACUUUAUUUUGGUAAAAUUGUUGUCAAAGCUACUUUUCCAGAGAAACAUCCGAGCAUCCUUUUUUUUAUUUAUUUAACCAUCUAAAGCUAUGACCGUAAUAACUUGCAUCACUCCUGUAAAUCAGUAGCAUUUAACCUGUGAAGACAUGUUGUUUUUCUCCAUUAAUAAACCCCUCACUGACCUGACAUUAACACAUCAAUAUAUCAACGUUAAAUUAACAUGUCGGGCAUCUAUCGUUCAUUUAAGACUUGUUAGUUUUGGAUCCUCUUGUAUUUAGUAAUAUAUACGCCAGCAUGUGUGAGUGUGAGUGUGUGAUUGUAAGCCAUACAUUUGAUGCUAUGUUUCUCACGUAAAGAGUGUGAAUGAGACUUAAAGUGAAGUGUACGUAUGAUACUGAUAUUUCUUUUGACUGAAGUGAUUUUCUGAAAGAAACGUCACGUCGUCUGUCAUGAUUGAUGUACACGAAGCUCCUCUCAUGAUCUGCUACUGUGUGUUGAAUACUGAGAGAAAAAAUGAUGUUGAUUUUGUUUGUGUUGGGUCUUAAACUGACAGCUAUGUUUAAUAUUGUUGGAGUUCAAACUCGUCGUUUUUAUAUAGAUUGCUUUGGCUUUUGUACUGCAUUUUGAAUGGGACAAAGUGGAUUGGAUGAUAAUAAAGGUGGUACAUUUCUUACA